Lolium perenne is the source of this 1362-nucleotide messenger RNA. RefSeq lists its product as uncharacterized. The record is from RefSeq and is a predicted model, not a curated record. Lineage: Eukaryota; Viridiplantae; Streptophyta; Magnoliopsida; Poales; Poaceae. Gene Ontology annotation, biological process: negative regulation of DNA-templated transcription.
UGACGGCUUCACACUCAAAGCCGCGGCUCGAGAUUAUAAACCAAAAGCCACUGCCCGAAAACCAGACACUCCUCACUCUUUCGCUCCUUGAUUUUAUCCCGGAGAUCAGUCGUACACGAUGCACACACCGUUCAUGGACAAAACACCCCACCACCGCACCGGCGUUGGCGCCGCUGGCCGGCUGAAGCAGAGGCUCGCGCUGCUCCUUGUGCGUUCUUCUUGCACCACGAACACGACCAGGACCACAACCACAUCGGCCACCACCUUCGUUAGCCUCGAUAAGGCCACCGCCAACCCCCGGCAAGAGCCACGACAUUCCCCUGACUUGUGCACCAACCAGGGGACCAAGCUCGAGGAAGGAAGCCGUUCACGCCGCCACCGCCGCCGCAGCGCGUCAGUCGUCCAUGCCUCCACCGAUUGCACCGGCACGGCGUCCGGUCGCCGUUCGGCCCGCUCCGACGUCCCCGGCCUGUCGUCACCGUUGCCGACGAACGAUGCCAGGAAGCAGAGCAAGAGCAGGGGCAAGCCGCGUUCUCCGUCGGUGCCAAGGCGCCACUGCUCGUACUACUCCAGUGGGCGUGGGCGGCGACCGCCGAUGGCCUCCACGCCGUACAGCUUCUCCUCGUCCACCGUGACCGACGACGAGAGCGGCGAGGAGGCCGAGACGCGGACGCUCUUCUCGUCCCUCAGCUUCUCCUCCGACUCCACGUCCGAGUUUUACCACACCAACAGCAGCCGUACCUCCAGGAAGAGCCACAGGAACGCGCCUCGCCGUGCGCGGCGGCACUCUUCCGUGGCGGCUAAGCACCACCAGUGGAACAACAAGGAGGAGGCUGGCGCCGUCGGCGAGGGAAUGGCGGUGGUGAAGCGGUCGAGCAACCCGUACGCGGACUUUCGGAGCUCGAUGGUGGAGAUGGUCGUGGAGCGUCGCCUCGCCAGCGCGGGGAAGAUGGAGGAGCUCCUGGUGUCGUACCUUUCGCUCAACUCGCCAGAGCACCACCCGGCAAUCCUCACCGCCUUCGAGGACGUCUGGGAGGCCGUCUUCGGACAGGCGUGAGAGAGAGCCAAGCUAAAGAUGUUCCUUGUAGUAGUUUGUUAGUUCAGGAUCAACUGUUCGCACGUACGUAGAUGCAGCAAUCGCGUGCGCGCUAUUGUUUUGGGUUUCAAUUCGUCCUAGUUUCCAGAUGUACAUGACAAUGUAGAGUUGGUGGCAUUGCUCGUGCGUCGUGCCAUCGAAAUGUUGAGGUGCUCAUAUUGUUUCUACGGCUCAACGGCCCUAGUUGAGCACUUCGAAUUGUAUGAAUAAUUUGUGUUAGUUUUUGUGUCGGCAAGCGCUGUAUGUCGAUGAUUCUCGGAUUUGAA